Molecule: messenger RNA, 852 nt
Organism: Fusarium fujikuroi IMI 58289
Lineage: Eukaryota; Fungi; Ascomycota; Sordariomycetes; Hypocreales; Nectriaceae
Exons: 2
Coding region: 1-852 (283 amino acids)
Source: RefSeq, a predicted model, not a curated record
AUGCCCUCAAUCUACACCCUCAAUCAUGGCGACGCCGGCAGGGAACGGCAGCGCCUUGACCUUCAACAUGACGUCUUCAAAGAUAUCACUCGUGGUGAUCUUCCUCCCGUCAUUUGGCAGCAUCUGAAGUCUGUCUCAGCCCCCAAAGUCGCAGACGCAAACACAGGAACUGGGAUAUUUCUCAAGGAGCUUGCUGCCAGAGUGACCGAGGAGGCACAGCUUGACGGGUUCGACAUUGACACAAGGAAAUUCCACGAAACUACUUCCUUGCCGGCAAAUGUCAAGUUACAGUAUGGCAACGUGCUAGAACCCUUUCCGAAACAGUAUUUGGGAAUAUAUGAUUUGGUACAUGUGAAGUUACUGUAUGCAGCGCUGAAGAAGAAUGAGUGGCUUCAAGCUGUAAAGAAUCUCAAGACACUGCUCAAGCCGGAUGGAUACCUGUUCUGGUCCGAGAUAGGAGCCUAUGGAUACGCCAGUAACCCAUACUCGGCUGCCCUCCAUGAGUGGAAGAGGAUCGAGUCUGCAGCGGCCGUCAAAUUCGGACGUGACCCCAAGUGCCCCGUCCUUUUACAAAGUCAAUUUCGAGAAGCUGAUUUACAACAAGUAGACGAAAAGGUCUUCGUCAUGCUGGGAAGACCUGAUCUGACCCCAGUCAUCACCAGAGUGGCUUUGGAGUACAUGGCACAAAGCCUCCACGGUAUUUUGUUAGUGGAUCGGGACGAGAGCCUGGGGCUGACUGAGAGCGGGAUAGAAUCACUCGUUGAAACGCUCACUAAGGAGACUGAGGACGGAGUCGAGGUGGGAACUAACUUGCACUGGGUCUGGGGUCAGAAUAAUGGCAUGCCGUGCUAG